AUGGACGGAUACCCAGCGGGAAGUCUGGACCACAAUGUCCCGUUUCUCGUAGCCGCCGGCCUCAACACUGAGACCAACGAGCUCCCACUGAAUGCCGAACUGAGGGACCAGGGCAUCCUCCUCCGGUCGGAGCUGCCGCCACUCGAGAGCAAGGAGGCCGAGGUGCUGGGGCAAUACUUUGACGAGAUCAAUGCCCAGGGGAAGUCAUGGAGCGGAGUUGAGAGGGAAGAGCCUCACAGGUUUCGGAUCAGGACACUGGGAAGGUCAUUUAUUUUCCCGCCUCGACGAGCUCGACUCCCCGAAGAUACCGAGCCGCUCAAUGUGGCGCCUACGUUGCACUCGCCGUUCUCGCCCCUGAGCCCGGUGUCGACGCUGUAUCCCGACGGACUCAUCGAUGCGCAAUGGAUCAAGAAGCACCAGGAACUGGUGCCAAGCGUUUACCUCUGCUUCUAUACCCUCAUAAGCGACCCGACAUCAACAACGCUCCAUGACAACCAUAUCAAAGCCGAUAUCAACAAUCUUAAAAGCGCGCUCGCAAGAUCGGGAUACAAGACUCGACUAGCCGUGGUUCUGCUUGGCGAGAGCGGAGCGCCUCUUUCCUUGACGGAUGGGAUUGCAGAGAGGCUGGAGAACAUUCGAAGGGGAACCGCGAUGGAUCCGAAAUCAGUUUUCUACAUUCCACCCCAGGAAUCGCCGAGUGAGCUAAAGGGCGUCAUCGACAGCAUUCUUGGCGUCCUGUAUACCUCGGCGGUGGAGUACUAUCGCGAUCUUGGACGGCAUGCUAGGAAGAAGCGGUCCCGUGGCAUUGCUCCUCAACCAACGGUACCGCCUACGUCUGGGACAUCGCAAACAUUAUCGCUUUCGGACUGGAACUUUCGAUACGACUUCAAGUCUGCCGUCUUCGCCGAGUUUCGACAGGAGACGGAUGCUGCGUUGCGAUCCUUUGAGCAGGCCUACGAAGUGCUUCUAGGUCAAGAUGUGCUAGAUAUUAUUCCUAGCUGGAGUCCACGCUGGAACGAAGCCCGGUUGUUGUCUGAUAUUGUUGCUAUUCGAUGCCUGCGAUGUCAUAUGUGGAUGGGUCAGACGACACUAGCAGUUCGACGCUGGCAGUCCCAUAGAGACCGCAUUAGUGACUUUGUUGAUCGGCGCGGACGAGGGACGAACAACUAUGGAUGGCAAGCCUGGGAAGCACGGUGGGCGAUAGUUAUGGCCAACCUAAUCGAGAAGGUCGGAGUGCCAAGCCUAGCUCCUGCGACGAUGACUCUCUUCCUUCAACCGGAGAAGGCUGUCCUAGGCGAGCGAUUACAACCUUGGGAAUUGCUGCACCAUACCGGUUAUUGGUAUCGUAUAGCAGCCCGCCAUACUGUGGCUCGCCGGAGAUUGGCAUUCGACAUGCCCGAGGAAGACAGAAAUCCGCCCGAUGCUACGCCUGCGUCGCUGGUGGCGAGCAAGGCAUAUACCUACGACACGUACAUGUGUCCAGAACCAUUCCAAGAGUACCCUGUGUCUGGAAGUGGAGUGAACCACUCUCAGCUAAUCAUCGACUGUCUCGAGAAGGCAACCGCGCAAUAUCAAGCCCGCAAGCAAGUGCGCAUCGCAGCCGAGAUAUCAUUAGAUUGUACCAGGGAAAUGGCCAACCUAGAGCGGUGGGAUGAUGCAGCCGAGUUGCUUCGACCACUUUGGGAGGACAUGUCUUUUAGGUCCGAAGGCUGGGGCGAUAUCUCAGAGGAACUGUGUUGGGUCAUGCGAAGAGCUGCUGCAGGAGCGGGCCGUGCAGACUUGGUAGUUGCUGCUGACUGGGAACUAAUGAACAACCAGUUCCACCGGCGGCCUCAAUGGAGUUAUGACAUCAGGAGAUCCUUGGAAGGAGUCACUACCCCAUCCACACCAUCGAUUAGCCUGUCGGACGACACUACGAGGUCAUUCAUCUCAGCAUCACUCGUCUUCCGGAAUAAGGAGGGCAAGGCGGGUGAAACGUGCAGUGCACAGCUUGCCCUCACAUCACAUACUUUCCUCGACGCCGCUCCAUUGUCGCUCGACUCGUUGAAGGUAGAAUUCAAUGGCAACUUGAAGCCCAUCUUGCUUGAGCAAGCGUCGGCAGAAGAUGAUAAGCCAUUAACCCACUCUGGGGUUUCUAUCUCUUCAAUAACACUAAAGGAGGACUUUGAAGAUGACUCGGAGGAUGAACUGCCAUCACUGCUCACCGGAGAAGCUGACUUGACACUCAAACCCGGCCAGACCCGGGUGUUUGAGAUGAAGAUACCCCUCAGGGAACCGGGGAUGGCUACGGCAUCUUCGGUAGUUCUAUACCACAAGAACGAGGCUUUCAGCCUGGACUAUACAUUGAGAUUCCGGGAUACGGAUCGAAUCGUCGGGUGGUAUGUUGAAGGAUCGGCAAGACCUAGACAUGCCCGGCCACAAGCACACACAAUUCAGAUCCAGCCUCGACCGCCCAAGAUGGAGGUUAAGCUGGUAGAGCCAUUGGGACAGUACUACGCAAACGAGCCGAUCGAGCUACAGAUUGAGUUGCUCAACGCUGAGGACGAAUCAGCUAGCGUGAAGCUGGAUGUGCAUCUAUUCGGCAAGGAUGUUCCUGCAGUCCGAGUAUUGGCAGAAGGUCACGAAGGGGCCGCCGAAGCUGCGGAGGCGGAGUCCAAGAUAUCAGGGCUCGUUCUCGGGUCCGUCAAGAGCACCUCCUCGUUCAAGGUGGUAGUCAACCUCGAACCGGCAAAGGCUCCUACUACGCUUGACCUACACUUGAGGGCGUCGUACCACCUUGCGUCUGAUUCUGCAACCUCCAUCAUGCAGACACUGCCGAUUCAGUUGAAUGUGGUCAAUGCAUUUGAGGCAAACUACGACUUGGUUCCACGACUACACCCGGAGCCUUGGCCCAGCUUGUUUGACUACGAGGGACUUCUGGAGGCGCAUGAGGGCAACACCGUUGCUGCCGCCAAGGGUUUCGCGCAAAAAUGGUGCUUGUUGUGUCACUAUGCGUCAUUUGCACAGGAAGACUUGAAGGUGGUCGAAAUGGAGUUGGAGGUACUCUCGUGCGUGGGCGGCGCAAGAUGCAACGUAGUCCAAAGGCCCAGCGUGUUGCAAGACGGAGUCCUCGUUGCACCUAAGACGUUGCAUGAGGCACAGUUCGAUCUGGUGGCCCAGAAACUCAGCCUGGACGAUCGACAACCCGUCACACUGGACCUGGCGUUUGUCAUCCAAUGGCAGCGAAAGAGCCGACCCGAUGGGGUGGUCAACACUACGAAGAUGCCAGUCGGGAAAUACCUAGUGUUGGGCACGGAGCCGCGGGUGCUAGCAUCGGUGUACCACAGCUCAGGGGACAACCCUAGUCUGGUGCAGCUAGAUGUGACGAUUGAGAACCCGUCAAACCACUUCCUGACAUUUGGGUUGACGAUGGAGCCCAGUGACCAGUUUGCCUUCUCGGGGUCGAAGCAGACGACAUUGAACCUGCUCCCUCAGUCGCGGCGGAGAACUACGUACCGGAUGCUGCCGCUGGUGAACGGAACGUGGGUGCGACCGGGGCUAACGGUGCGCGACAAGUAUUUCCAGAAGGUUUUGCGGAUCAUCCCGACAGAGGGGAUGAAGAUUGAUAAAGAUGGGCUGCUGAUAUGGGUACCGGGGCAGAUGGCUGAGGGCAAGGACGGGAAUGGGGGAGCUGAUGAGGAUACAGAAACGAAAGGGGAAACUACGUGA
Molecule: messenger RNA, 3708 nt
Organism: Ilyonectria robusta
Lineage: Eukaryota; Fungi; Ascomycota; Sordariomycetes; Hypocreales; Nectriaceae
Product: Gryzun, putative trafficking through golgi-domain-containing protein
Exons: 3
Coding region: 1-3708 (1235 amino acids)
Source: RefSeq, a predicted model, not a curated record